Messenger RNA from Fundulus heteroclitus (mummichog), 1719 nucleotides. RefSeq names its product FERM domain-containing protein 4B-like. NCBI's taxonomy places the organism in Eukaryota, Metazoa, Chordata, Actinopteri, Cyprinodontiformes, Fundulidae. Gene Ontology annotation, biological process: establishment of epithelial cell polarity. Gene Ontology annotation, cellular component: adherens junction; bicellular tight junction; cytoskeleton. The record is from RefSeq and is a predicted model, not a curated record.
GGGGCUUGUUCACAUAAUAGCCGGCGGCGGGUGAAGGCGUGGUGAGUGUGUGCGCUCUCCUCGUAACGGAUGAUGAGCAUGGGCACCGGCUACACGGCGGCUCUCCUCCCGGUCAAGACCGGCCGCGGACAAAGCUGAACGGAGCGGAUCAAUAUGCCGGAGAGUGUCCGUCUUGUCUGCACUUAGAGCGGGAUAUAUUUACAGCCAAGGGGUGCAAAGAUGACUGACGGUAAACUGUGCCAGGUUCAGCUGCUGGAUGACAGAAAGCUUGAGCUGCUGGUUCAGCCUAAGCUACUGUCAUAUGAGCUCCUCGACUUGGUAUCCUCACACUUCAACCUCAAAGAGAAGGAGUUCUUCGGUCUUGCAUUUUUUGAUGACAAUGGUCAGUGUAAGUGGUUGCAGAUGGAUCGUAGGGUACUUGAACACGACUUUUCAAAGAAACCGGGAACCAUUUCUCUGAACUUUCUCGUCAGGUUUUAUGUAGAAAACAUAACACAGCUGAAGGACAUCAUAACGGUGGAGUUGUUCUAUCUGAAUGCGAAAUCAGCCGUCUACAACGGGGAUAUUGAAGUGGAAACUGAGAAUGUCUUUAGAUUGGCUGCAAAUGCAUUGCAGGAGGCUAAAGGAGACUAUACAAGCGAUGAAAACACCCGAGCUGAUUUGAAAAAGCUACCAACUCUCCCCACCAAAGUCCUCAAGGAACAUCCAUCUCUUGCAUUCUGUGAAGAUCGAGUAAUUGAAUAUUAUAAGCAGCUGAAAGGUGUCUCUCGAGGACAGGCUAUUGUGCAGUAUUUGACGUUGGUGGAGUCAUUGCCAACAUAUGGGGUUCAUUAUUUUGAGGUUAAGGAUAAACAAGGGAUCCCUUGGUGGCUGGGAAUCAGCUAUAAGGGCAUCGGCCAGUAUGAUCUGCAGGACAAAUUAAAACCUCGCAAGCUCUACCAGUGGAAACAGCUGGAAAACUUGUACUUCCGGGAGAAAAAGUUUGCUGUGGAAGUUAAUGAUCCACACAGGAGAGCAGUAACAAAACGCACAUUUGGGCAGACAGGCCUGCUUAUCCACACGUGGUAUGCCAGCCAUUCUUUAAUCAAGACCAUUUGGGUAAUGGCCAUUAGCCAGCAUCAGUUCUACUUGGACAGAAAGCAAAGCAAAGCAAAACUAGGACCAGCUAGAACGUUGGAAGAAAUUGCCAUGGAGCUCACCGAACAUGGAGGAGCAAAAAUGAACAGACUAGGAGAUGUAGGCCUGAAGAAUAAUUGUAUAACAGCCAGCAAUGGGAGCUUGGUGUCUACAGGUUCUGCAGACUCUGAAAUGAGCGAAGAACAGAAGAAAGAAAAACUGUCUGAGCUGAGGAAAAAAGAACAGGAACUCCAAGUUUUGGCCAAGAAAACGAAAGAGCUCAAGAAGAUUUGCCUCAGAGAGGCGGAACUGACUGGAAAGCUGCCAAAGGAAUACCCCCUCUCCUCAGGUGAAAGACCACCGCAGGUCAGGCGGCGUGUCGGCACUGCUUUCAAAUUGGAUGACCUGUUCCCCUACAAAGACAGGCCGGCCGUGCACACGUGCACCUGUGUGCGCGUGCAUGUUAACAGCUUCCACUUGGGACUUAGCCCCUCCCUGCCCAAAAAUGCCACCAUCAGAGCAGCGCAGCGUUGGAGGAAAAUGGCAGAGGGCACCCCCAGCGGAGCAAAAUGUUCUCUUGCUAACAGCAUUAUAAAGUUAUAA